Messenger RNA from Musa acuminata subsp. malaccensis (wild Malaysian banana), 2726 nucleotides. The record is from RefSeq and is a predicted model, not a curated record. NCBI's taxonomy places the organism in Eukaryota, Viridiplantae, Streptophyta, Magnoliopsida, Zingiberales, Musaceae.
AUGACGCCCGGUGUCGUCGGGGAGGGAGGGGUUCUCGAGGAGCAGCGCCUGGAGCCGCAGAUGGGGUGCAUGGCCGGGUUCCUCCAGCUGUUCGACCGCCAUCACGGCGUCGCCGGGAGGCGGCACUACUCUGUCCACCGCCUUCCCACGUCGCCGGUGAGGGUUCGGCAGAAAGGGUGCGUUCAGACUGCUGGAUCGACGUCGCCGUCGGAGAGAUCGGAGGCUUCCUCGGCUUCGAUUUUGAAGGAGAGCCAUCCUCCUCCGUCGUCGCCGGAGCCCUGCCCUUCUUCGCCGGAGAGAGGCUCAGCGGCAGAAACACCGGCGCGGCGGUCGCUUCCGCUGUCGCUCCCGGUAUUCGAGGUCACGGACGGAGUGAGCACUACCUGGAGGAUCCGGGACAUUCCGAGGCUUUCUCUCGACAGCCGCGCGGUGGUUGACGCGAGAGGAAAGCUCCGCCCGCGGGAGAUCCGGACGGCGGUGCCGGUACGCUCCGAGAACCAAACUGACGCUUCCGAGGCCACAGAGGAGCAGCGGCGUUCCCCGAGCGUCGUCGCGAGGCUAAUGGGGCUCGGUGUCCUACCAAGCGCCGGCGGGGAAGGACGAGCAGAGCCUCACCGGGCCGAGCUACGGCGAUCCGCCUCCGAGUCACGGGUUCGGAGAGAUCCAUCGAUCUACGGGUUCGUGGACGCAGGAUCGUUCCACAAGCCGUGGCCGUCGCCGGCCGCGGAGGAAGCCGCCCGGGUCUCCGCUGAGGAGCUCUUUAAAACGGUCAAUCUGGCCCGCUUCAGGCUAAACGACGCGACGAAGGCCAAGCCGCCAUUGAGAAGUACCCCGCUUCAGCCGCUCCAGCGGAAGAUCUUCUUCCAUGCCGAGGACUUCUUCCCGGAGCCGAAGCGGUCAGUAACCCUCUACGGCGAGAUCGAGAAGCGGCUCAGGUUGCGAGGCAUUGACGAGCCGGCGAAGGACCUGGAGACUCUGAAGCAAAUCUUGGAGGCGCUCCAGCUCAAGGGGCUCCUCCAUUCUAAACGGUCGGACCAUCGCGUCACCGGUCGCCGCAAUCUCAUCUCCGACUACGAGGGCCGGAUCCAAGGCGAAACUCCGAUCGUCAUCAUGAAGCCGGCACCCAAGCCCCCGCGCCGGCGCUCGAGCGAGCCGCCAAGAUCCGUCGCCGCUCGCCAGAGCUCUUCGCCACUCAGGCGCGAAAUAUCGCCGGUGCAUCGGACCAUCAGGGGAGGAAACGAGCGGACGAAUCGUGCGCCGAGGUCGCCCGAGAGCCCGAGCUCACCGGUGCUUCGGAGGACGUCAAAUGCGGCGACCCAGAAGAGCGUGCAGGCACAACGGAGGAUCUCGACAGUCGGUUCCCCAAAAUGUAGUCCGAAGAUGACGGGGCCGGAUCCGCUGGCCGUCCGAUCGCCGAGGAGCCGGAGGCCAACGGCGCCUUCGUCUCCCGAGGAGAAGGUUUACGCAUCCGCGGAGGACGAUACCUCCACCACCCUUUCCGAGAGCAGCAUCAGCGUCUCCUCCCAACUGGAUUUGGAGGUGAUGCAGAGGAGAUCGAGGGCGGGCGAGUACAGAUCGGGGCGAAGCCUGUUGGAUCGAUGCGACAAGCUGUUGCACAGCAUCGCGGCGUUCACCGGCGCGGAGCAGGUCGCCGCUGCGGACCAGCAGCCGAGCCCUGUCUCGGUGCUCGACUCGUCGGCCUUCCUUGCCGAGGAAGGGUCGCUUUCGCCGUCCCCCCUCUCCAAGCGCUCCAUCGACUUCAAAGAUCGAGCGGCGGAGGAUUGGGAGGGGGAGCAGUGGUCUCCACGGGCGUGGACGAAUCAUGGGGACGUGGAGAGCGGGGCCGACGCCGUGGACCGCGACUACGCCUACGCGUGCGACGUCGUCCGCGCCACCCGCCGCUACGGGGAGGCGUCGGACGCCGUGUACGCGACCCUGGAGAAGGGCCGCUGCCGGCGCCCCGCCGAGGCGUCCAAGGCCGCCCGCCUCCACCGACGCGUCGUCUUCGACACCGUGUCCGAGAUGCUGGACCGCAAGCGCCGGGUUCCCCCGUGGGACGCCUUCUCGAGCCCCCCCGGGCCUUGUCCGGGUGGCUGCGGGGAGGAGGAGGCGCUGCUGCGGGAGGUGUGGGCGGAGGUACGGCGCAUCCGUGAGCAGGUGGCGGACGACGACCAAGACGCCGUGGCGUGCGGGGCCGUGCGGAAGGACAUGUCCGGGGCCCUCGCGGACGGGUGGGCCCGCCACGCCGCCGAGAUGUCCGACGCCGUCCUCCACAUCGAGCGGCUGAUAUUUAAGGACGUGGUCGCGGAGACCAUCCGCGACCUCGCCGCCGCCGCCGCCCCCUCGACCCCCCGCCGCAAGCUGCUCUUCUAGAGGGCAAAACAAAGGAACAAAAACCGCUAGCGCUCGGAUGCAAUUUGGACGGUUGUGAUGUAACGGAAGUUUGUUGACAACGACCACCACCGAGUCGUAGGUGGGCAAACUCGUGGCGCGUAGGGCGGAGGAUAACACGAGAUGGGCUUCCGCCAGCAAAGGGGGUCCACGAAGGCAGCCCGGUCACUUGUGGUCGCUGCUGUAGCAGACGAUGCCACGAGAGUGGAGUCGUGAAUGGGACGCGCUCACGCGGGUGACUUGGUUUCUUUUGGGGUGGGGAACGGGCAGAGAGGCAUAUGAUGUGGUCAGUCUGUGUCGACGUCUCGUCCCCUCUGUUUCGCGCAGGUGGGGGC